Naegleria lovaniensis is the source of this 837-nucleotide messenger RNA. RefSeq lists its product as uncharacterized. Bases 1 to 837 code for a protein of 278 amino acids. The record is from RefSeq and is a predicted model, not a curated record. The transcript has 2 exons. NCBI's taxonomy places the organism in Eukaryota, Heterolobosea, Eutetramitea, Acrasida, Naegleriidae.
AUGUUCUUUUUAGUUCUCAAAUACAAGAAGAAGGGAAUGAAGACCAAAAAUGUGAUGGAGUGCACACUAUUGCUAAUUUUGAUACCAACAUUGAUAAUAACAGUCGGAGUAGGAGGAAUUGCAUUAGUAUCGAAAUUAUUGUUGGACACGACAGUGAUGGUGCAGGGUCAAAGUGAUGAUUCAACGUUUUCACGGAAUCGGAUUCAAUUUGAAAUUGAUGAACACGGUCAUAUGAAAACAGUAGAACAAGACCAACAACAACAGUACAAUCAAUAUUCUUCACCUUUGAAAUCAGAAAACCAUGUAAAAGUGAGAGCAGUCUUACAUCCAGGUCAAGAAAUACUCUCGGAGAGAAUAUAUUUUCAUCGUGAUGACUAUUGGCAAGGUGAAGAUGUACUUUAUGAACUGAACGGCUUACACUCACAUCGAAAGUAUGAAGUACGAGUUUCCUAUCCUGCCUAUUGUCCUGCUGUGUUCUCUCUCAAAAUCAUCCAUACCUUAUCGGAACUACUCCAUCACCCUUCUCUUCCACCUCAAAGACGUCGUUUACUGAAUAUUGAGAAGAUGACCUUUGAAGAACCACCAUCAUCAUCAACUGAGGACUUUCUCCAUAAGAGAUUUCUCAUCAUUCAUGCAGAGCGAGAAGCUCCCUCCUUCCAGAGUUCCAUUCAGCAAUCACCCAUCCUCUUUAAUCUAGCUCUCGAGGAAUUAAAGAUGGGUUUCCUUCCCAAUGGUUCUCUAACAUUAGGAUUGUUGGUGUUGACAACUUUGGUGCUUGUUGGUGUCAGUCUGAAUUAUUUUGGCGCCUUAUUUCAACCAACACUUGGAGAACCAUGA